AGAAUAACGAGUAGGAUAAGUUCAGGGUCAGAAGUGUGCCUCCCAGUGCGUAAACAAAGUGCCUGCAUGUGGGGGGUAUGAUGUUCCUUUGAUACUAUGGCAUAUCAUGCCUUGUGUGCCUCUAUAUAAAGGCCCCCCGCUUAACAGCCCUCUCGUACCACACUAGCCAUCAGUCUACAAGCUGUCUUAUAGUCUAGCAGCAUUCUUCCCCUCCUCCGCCUUGCACCGAGCUUUGUGAACCAGACCAUGAAGAUUGGAGGCCAAGGGAGGCUCAACAGAGCUUUCAGGGAGAAGAGGGCUAGGUUCUACAUCUUCCGCCGCUGCGUCGUCAUGUUGCUUCGAUGGAGUGACUGAUCCGUUUCUUGUUUUUCCUUCCAUUCUGGAAUUUUCUCUUUGGCGCUGCCAUUUCUGGAGGGUUAGAGAGAGUUUAGGUGUAGUUGCUAUGUAUAGGCUGUCCAUGUACUUCUCCUAGUCUUCUUCAUUUUUGAGGGUCAUUUUUUCUCCCAACACUUGCCUGCUGUUGCGGGCACGGGUGGGAGAUCCAACUCUGUAGUCCGAGAUUGUCACCCUCUUAUAA
Lolium rigidum is the source of this 577-nucleotide messenger RNA. RefSeq names its product small polypeptide ROTUNDIFOLIA LIKE 2-like. Gene Ontology annotation, biological process: negative regulation of cell population proliferation. The transcript has a single exon. NCBI's taxonomy places the organism in Eukaryota, Viridiplantae, Streptophyta, Magnoliopsida, Poales, Poaceae. The record is from RefSeq and is a predicted model, not a curated record. The coding region runs from base 247 to 354 and encodes 35 amino acids.